CCAGUUGGGAAGAGWGAGUGGUUUGGUUCAUAGGUGAAAGGAGCCCCUGGCCUCUGGCUCUCAAAGCAGCUCGUGGGGCAGUGCUGCUCGGGACUGCCUGGCUGAAGGGAGGAGCAGGUAAAGGCAGGGUGCUUGGCUGGAGCCUUGGACUCUAUCCCAACCCUUUCUCUCCUCUCCAUGCCCCCAAAUCCUGCCCUUGACCUGGGAGUCUGGCACCAGCUCCCCCUUCUCGCCUGAAGCUGCUGGGACUCACCAAGUCCUGUGCAGUUGAUAAGCACAUGAUGACUGACUUCCAUGUAGAAGCAAGGACAAUAGAGAGCACUGGAACCCCUGGAGGAUAUGAUGUGCUGAUCGUGUAUGCAAGUGACGCUGCUGAAUGGUGCCAGUACCUUCAGAAUCUCUUCCUCUCCACUCAGCACAUCCGAAAGCAUCGAAUUCGAAGCUACCAGGUAGAAAGYGAGGCUGCGAUUUCCCGCCAGGAGCUGGAUCUCUUUGGCAGAAGUCGGAGCAUCAUCGUUUUGCUCUCUGCUGAACUGGUGCAGAACUUUUAUCUUCCUCCGGUCCUGCAGAGCCUACAGGAAGCCUUGUGGCCCCCGCACAAAGUGGUCAAGCUCUUCUGUGGUGUGACAGACUCGGAUGACUAUUUGACCUUUUUCAAGGACUGGUCUCAGUGGCAAGAAGUCACAUAUGAUGAUGAGCCUGAUGCUUACCUCGCAGCUGUCAGGAAGGCUAUUUCAGAAGACUCGGGCUGUGACUCUGUGACUGAUACGGAGGCAGAAGACGAGAAGAACCCAACCUACUCCUCCACACUUGCCAUGAAUGAAGAGCAUGGGUCRUCCAAGAGCACGGGGGACCAUCCAGUGGUGCAGCCUGACCAUAUACGUUGUGGGGUGCAGACAACAGUUUAUAUUAUCAUGAAAUGCAAGCUAGAUGGGAAAGUGAAGACCGAAGUCGAGUUCUCUCCAGCGAAUGCAUCAACUGUGCGUGUGCCGGCCAAAAUGGAGAAUGAGUACACGGUCUCAGUGGAGGCUCCAAAUUUAACUUCUGGAACAGUGUCUGUGCAGAUAUAUUCAGGGGACUUGAUGGUGGGAGAAACAAGCAUCAUCUAUUAUACAGAUAUGGAGGAAAUCAGCRAUCUGUUGGCUAAUGCAGCUAAUCCAGUGCAGUUUAUGUGCCAGGCCUUUAAAAUUGUACCAUACAGCAUAGAAGCACUGGACAAACUGCUGACUGAGUCAUUAAAGAAGAACAUUCCUGCCAGUGGUUUGCACCUCUUUGGAAUCAACCAGCUGGAAGAAGAAGAUAUGACAACAAAUCAGAGGGAUGAAGAAUUGCCAACAUUGCUUCACUUUUCUGCAAGAUACGGGCUGAAGAACCUCACUGCGCUGCUGCUUACAUGCCCAGGGGCACUGCAGGCCUACAGUGUAGCCAACAAAUACGGCCACUAUCCGAACACGAUAGCAGAGAAGCAUGGCUUCAAAGACCUCCGGCAGUUCAUUGACGAAUACGUAGAAACUGCAGAUAUGCUCAAGAGUCACAUUAAAGAAGAGCUGAUGCAAGGCGAGAGGGAUGAGUCUGUUUAUGAGUCCAUGGCUCAUCUGUCCACUGACCUGUUGAUGAAAUGUUCCCUGAAUCCUGGCUCCGAUGAGGAGCUCUACGAAUCCAUGGCUGCCUUCGUCCCCGGUGCCCCAGAAGACCUUUAUGUAGAGAUGCUUCAGUCAAAACCAGACACUCCAAUUGACAGAGAGGAAGUUUCCCUAACUACAAAAGACUCCAUGCUCCGCAAGUUUUUAGAAGGUAACAGUGUGCCAGAAUCACAGGAAGGAGUGUACCAGCAGUGUGAUGAGGGAGAUCUCUACUAUACAGUAGAACAAAAUACUAUUCCACAGGAAAUGGCUAGCAGACCUCCAGUUCCUGUUCCAAGACCUGAAUCCAGCUCUCCACAGCCAGACAAUGAGCUGUACAUCUCCAAAGUUUUUGCACAGAAAGCUCAAAGACCUGAGAACUACUAUGUCUCUAGAGGAAGGAUUAAGAAAGAGCCAGCAGUGAGACCUGUAAGGGACCUGUCCCAAUCGAGCAUAUACGAUCCAUUUGCUGGGAUGAAAACGCCAGGUCAACGGCAGCUGAUUACGUUACAAGAACAAGUGAAGAUGGGAAUACUCAAUGUUGAUGAAGCUGUACUUCACUUUAAGGAGUGGCAAUUGAACCAGAAAAAGAGAUCAGAAUCAUUCCGGUUCCAACAGGAAAACCUGAAACGGCUACGAGACAGCAUAACACGGAGGCAAAUGGAGAAGCAAAAAAUGGGCAAAAAUGCAGAUUUGGAAAUAACUGUGCCCAUUCGGCAUUCUCAUAACACUCUGGGGAAACCAGAAUGUGGCAUAUAUGAAUAUGCCCCCCGGAAAAACAYUUUGCCACAGAAAAAGGAGAUAAAGCGAGGAGACUGGAAAACAGAAAGCACAUCAAGCACAACAAGUAGUGCAAGUAACCGCUCUAGCACUCGGAGUAUAUUGAGUGUCAGCAGUGGGAUGGAAGGGGACAGUGAGGACAACGAAGUCCCAGAAGCAGCUAGAAGCCACAGCCCUGUUGCCCACCAAGCAGAGAGGCUGCCUCUCCCGCUGGCUGAAAGGCCUCCCCGAGUGCCUCCCCGAGGCGCCAGCAGGCCUGUAAGCAGUGAAGGCUUUUACCCUCCACCUGUGCCCCCAAGAGGUCGCUGAAUCUUUCAACAUUCAUGGAAUAUGAUUUUUUUUUUUUAUUUGGAUGUAUUUGUACAGAUGUCUUUGGAUUGUUUUAAAUUAUUUAUAAGCAGGAGAGAAGUAUUUUCUUCCCCUUCCUCCACCAUAAAGCUCURUGACCUUUCCCAUGCUGUUUUGUUCAGACUUCUGUAGCUUCUUUGGAAGAAUUUUGGUGCUUUGGGCAUACAAGGAAAAGUAUCAAAGUUGAGAAGGAGAAUGCUGAUGUGCCUUUUGGCAGCCCUGCACCAGCAUGGAGUUUCCCUUUGAUCAAGAAUUUGCAUCUUCUUAGAGAUUAAACCUUGUUGAUCGUUGUUGCCAAAAAUCUCAGUACAACUUAAAAGAGCUUUACAGGAAAACAUGUGUUAGAAAAGAAAAGAAAAUCCUUCGAAAGACUUUGUUUGAAUAACACUUAUUACAGCAGGAUAUGGACACAAUGAACUUUGAGAGGGAGUAUAGUCUCCCUCAAACAAUCAUUAAACCAUCGAAGGA
Molecule: messenger RNA, 3218 nt
Organism: Nothoprocta perdicaria
Lineage: Eukaryota; Metazoa; Chordata; Aves; Tinamiformes; Tinamidae
Gene: PIK3AP1
Product: phosphoinositide-3-kinase adaptor protein 1
Exons: 17
Coding region: 279-2711 (810 amino acids)
Biological process (GO): signal transduction
Cellular component (GO): cytosol
Molecular function (GO): signaling receptor binding; phosphatidylinositol 3-kinase regulatory subunit binding
Source: RefSeq, a predicted model, not a curated record